AUGGGCUCAGCAUUUACUUUAACACUAGCUAAUAUUUUCAUGUGGAAAUGGGAGAAACAACUUGUACACCGACUAAAAGUAUCCAAUGAAAUCUACGGACGGUAUUUAACAUGGUUCAUAGAAGAAUAUACCUUGCAUAUAAUGUCUCAUUUUAGAUAUGUUGACGAUAUUUUCUUUACGUCGAACGACUCACUAGAAUGUAUCGACCAAAUGUUAGAUGAAGCUAAUAACUUUCAUCCUAACAUUAAACUAGUGCGACAAAUUGGUAGAAGUGUUCCAUUUCUUGAUGUACUCAUUGAGAACAGAAAGGGCACUUUAACAACUUCAGUGUAUCAUAAAGAAGCAGCUGAGCCGUAUGUCGUACCAUUUGGAUCAGAUCACCCUGGUCAUGUUUUCCGAAACACUGUUGAUACUGCUAUUACGAAAGCAGUUCGUUAUUCAACAACCUUAGUUGAAUUUGAAGAAGAAAUACGACAGAUGAAACUCAUGUUUCUCUAUAACGGGUACUCGCCAAGACAGAUUCAUCGGCGGCUCACUACAUUAUUCAGUAAAUAUUUUUCCAACUAUUUCAUUUUGCCUAUGCUCCAUAACCCUGAUGACUUCGAUUAUUUGCGUCAUCAGUUAUUGACAACAUCAACAGCUACAACAUAUGAUAAAGUAACUAGAACCUCAGCUACUAAUCAAACUCAUGGUAAAAACAUACAAAAUCAUAAUCUAAAACCUACAGACAACAACGAUUUCACAACCAGAAAACGUCGUCAUCAUUCACCUAAGACAUGA
Messenger RNA from Rotaria socialis, 780 nucleotides. NCBI's taxonomy places the organism in Eukaryota, Metazoa, Rotifera, Eurotatoria, Philodinida, Philodinidae. The record is from the annotation of a GenBank genome assembly.